This is a messenger RNA of Parus major (Great Tit), 2241 nucleotides long. RefSeq names its product cationic amino acid transporter 2-like. Lineage: Eukaryota; Metazoa; Chordata; Aves; Passeriformes; Paridae. Gene Ontology annotation, biological process: amino acid transport; transmembrane transport. The record is from RefSeq and is a predicted model, not a curated record. The transcript has 13 exons. Gene Ontology annotation, molecular function: amino acid transmembrane transporter activity. Gene Ontology annotation, cellular component: plasma membrane.
GUGGGGCAGCAGUGUCCUCAUCCCUGCUGCUCUCCUCUCCUGCAGAUGCCGUGCUGGGGCCGCCUACGCUCUGUCCUGAAGCUGCUUUCCCGCAGGAAACGAGUCCCGGCCAGCUCAGAGGGCUCCAGCCUCCGCCGCUGCCUCUCCACCGUGGAUCUGGUUGCCUUGGGAGUGGGCAGCACGCUGGGGGCCGGUGUCUACGUCCUGGCAGGGGAGGUGGCCAAGACCAGCUCUGGCCCGAGCAUCGUCCUUUCUUUCCUGAUUGCAGCUGUGGUGUCUGCCCUGGCAGGGCUGUGCUAUGCCGAGUUUGGGGCCCGUGUGCCCCUGGCUGGCUCUGCCUACCUCUACAGCUACGUGACAGUGGGCGAGCUCUGGGCCUUCCUCGCUGGGUGGAACCUGCUGCUGUCCUAUGUCAUCGGUACAGCCAGCGUUGCCCGGGCCUGGAGCGCUACCUUUGAUCAGCUCCUCGGCGAGAAGAUGGGGAGGUUUUUGGGUGCUCACGCAGCCAUGGGCUCUGUGGGGCUGGCAGAGCACCCAGAUGCAUUUGCUGCUGGCCUGGUGAUCCUGCUGGCAGGGCUUCUUUCCUUUGGAGUGAAGGAGUCCACCAUGGUCAACAAAGCCUUCACAGCUCUCAAUGUGCUCGUCCUGCUCUUUGUCACAGUGAGUGGCUUCAUCAAAGGUGACAUGAGCAACUGGAGGCUCAGGGAGGACGACCUGCCACAGGCAGCUGCCCACGAGGCUGGGAACCAGUCCAUGGUGGACAACAUGACCAGUGCCUUUGGGGUGGGAGGCUUCAUGCCCUAUGGUUUCACUGGGACCUUGGCUGCAGCCUCUACCUGUUUCUAUGCCUUUGUUGGAUUUGACUGCAUUGCUACCACAGGGGAAGAAGUGAGGGACCCACAGAGAUCCAUCCCCAUGGGCAUCAUUCUGUCCCUCCUCAUCUGCUUCCUGGCCUACUUUGGGGUGUCUGCUGCCCUCACCCUGAUGAUGCCCUACUACCUCCUGGACACCAUGAGCCCACUGCCAGUGGCUUUUGAGCACAUUGGCUGGAGCGCUGCAAAGUACGCCGUGGCUGUGGGGUCACUGUGUGCCCUGACCACCAGCCUCCUGGGCUCCAUGCUCCCCAUGCCACGGAUCCUGUAUGCAAUGGCUCGAGAUGGGCUCCUCUUCAAACCUCUGGCCAAAGUUAGUCGCCGUCAGUGCCCGGUGGUGGCAACUCUGGUGUCUGGGGGAGUGGCAGCUCUCCUGGCCCUUCUCUUCAACCUGAAGGCCCUGGUAGACACCAUGUCCAUUGGCACACUGCUGGCCUACUCCAUAGUGGCUGGCUGUGUGCUGCUGCUCAGGUAUCGGCCUGAGCCCAGCGCUCGGGACACUCCUGCGGGGAAGGUCCCAGCUGUGCAGCUCUGGUGGGACCACCUGCUCCAGCCACCCCCCCAUGCCACCCCUGGCUCCUCUGCUGUGGUGGUCUGGGCUCUGACAGCUGUAGCCACCCUGGCCUGUGCCCUGAGCUGGGUGAGUGCUGCUGGGCUGCCCUGCCUGUGGGCUGGGGGUGCCUGGUGCAUCACAGCUCUGGCCCUGCCUCUUCUGGGGAUCCUGGCAGCAGCUCUUCUCAUCUGGAGGCAGCCUCAGAGCCGGGACAGAGCAUCCUUCAUGGUUCCCUGCCUGCCCUUCCUGCCUCUCCUCAGCAUCUCCAUCAACACUGUGCUGAUGGCCCAGCUCAGCGCGGCCGCCUGGCUGCGGUACCUGCUCUGGAUGGCUGUGGGUAAGCACAGCCACUCACCAGGUCCCCGAGCUGGCACCAGCCCCUCUGGGUGGGGCUCUGGUGGUUUGAGAGCCCGUGGCACUAAUGCUGCUCUGAGUGGUGGUGGGGAGGGAGGAGAUGUUUCCUCAUUUACUUUGGCUAUGGGAUCUGGCACAGCACCGAGAGCCACUGGCCUGAAGGGACAGAGCCCCAGGAGCUGCCAGGAAGCAGAGCCAGGGAGGAGGCAAGGAAGCCCCUUGGGCUGUGGGUUCUGUCCCACAGAGGAGGCCAGCCCUGCCAGAGCUGCAGGAGCAGCUUCUCCGAGUCUGGUGAACCUUCCUGAGCAACCCAAAUCCUCACAGCGAGCCCCUGCAGAAGGAAUUCUGUUUGGAGAGGAUAAAGCACACAAGUGAUUUUGCUGCUGUUCUCCAGCCUCUGUCCAGCUUUUGGGGGAGCAGAUGGGACUGGUGGUGCUGCUGAUGGUCAGCAGGGACAAGUAG